Colias croceus (clouded yellow) is the source of this 564-nucleotide messenger RNA. RefSeq names its product wiskott-Aldrich syndrome protein family member 1-like. The transcript has a single exon. NCBI's taxonomy places the organism in Eukaryota, Metazoa, Arthropoda, Insecta, Lepidoptera, Pieridae. The record is from RefSeq and is a predicted model, not a curated record. The coding region runs from base 63 to 485 and encodes 140 amino acids.
GUCACGGCUCUGGCAACCAACCAGCCAAAAUUAAAACUCCAAAAUGGAUCCGUAAGCUGAAAAUGUUCAUAAAGAAAUGUACUAUCGAACCGGUCCCCGAGCCUCCACCACCGGACCCAUGUAAGCUCCAGCGCAUCAGACAGAAGCAGAAGGCAGGUAUCAAAAUAUGUCCACCAAAACCUAUUAUACAGCCAGACCCGCCGCCGCCGUGCCUGGCCAUCUGUAUAGAAAAGAUUAAGAACCCGCCUUACACAGUCUCUGAUCAGCCAGUAGUGUGUGUCGUAGAACGCGAGAAGACAGGCACAGCUAGGUGUGACGCAAUCGAAGACUUAUCAGCCGCUCAUCAGGACCCCCCGCACCCUUGCCAGAAACAACCCCCGCCCCCGCCCCCACCGCCUCCACCACCCCCUGACCCCUGUGAAGUACAGAAACGACAGCAAAGCCUAGCCGCUUGCAAAGAAAAGUACAGACGAUACUACGAAUGAUGGAUAGGACUACAGACGCUAGACCUUCGAAAGUAGACACACAUAUAAAUAGAUUCAGAGAUGUUUUAAACAAGGAAAC